Molecule: messenger RNA, 915 nt
Organism: Symbiodinium sp. CCMP2592
Lineage: Eukaryota; Dinophyceae; Suessiales; Symbiodiniaceae
Source: the annotation of a GenBank genome assembly
AUGGCUGUUGAGCUCAACAUGCCUCGUUGUAUCUACGCGGAGCAGCUAGAGGAGUGGCUACUCCUGGAAGCCUUCUCCAGGUUGUGGCAGGAACAGGGCAAGGGUCAUCUUCCCAUCACUCAUUCACUGGCGGUGCGUAAUGAUCUGUUACACAGUGCCUCGCACUUGCUUGACGCAGAGAGUUCCCGUGAACUACAUCGUUACGCCGAGCAGUUGCAGGAUUUGCUGCCGGCGACAGCCGCCCGUAUGUUUCCCAGACCCUUGACAUCACCAUCGUCCUGCUCCAAUGCAGAAAUCCUGGCCAACCAAUUCUUGCAGCAAGGAUCGGGAUCUUUAUGGACGGCGGUCAGGCAAAUUGCCCAGAAUCUGCCGUUCCAGGCUUCAUCCAGGCUGCUUGGGGACAAGCAUCUACACUUCACGGUGGGUGCCUAUGGCCAUAGACAAUAUGUGGGUCUUUUGAAGUUGACCAGGUCACAUCAGGCCGUAUGCAAGAUGAUGAAUGCCCUGAUUGCACUCAUCAAUCCUGGGCAAAUCUGGACCACUGUUGUCAUCAACGUCAACUUUGAUGCCCAGGUACAUGCUGAUGUCAAUAACGCCUCCUUCGAAAGCCUGUUGGUUGGUCUGUCCCAGCUCUGGGUGCAGGAUGACACAGGACGCACAUACCAGGAACAUAAAGGCUGUCUCCUGCGUGGGCGACUGCAUCAUGUGAGUGGUGCUGCCAUCCUGCUGAAAGCAGGGACUGUCCUGCAUUCAGUGCAGGCCUGGACAGGUGGAGACCGAAUCACGAUGGUGGCAUAUGCCAUCGGACAGCAUGCACACAUCAAGCCUGAGGACCGCGAUUUCCUGACUCAGCUUGGAUUUGGGCUACCGGGAGCGCCGAGUCCAUUCUACCCGCUGCCUGAGUUGCCUGCCUAG